Mangifera indica (mango) is the source of this 3733-nucleotide messenger RNA. RefSeq names its product nitrate regulatory gene2 protein. NCBI's taxonomy places the organism in Eukaryota, Viridiplantae, Streptophyta, Magnoliopsida, Sapindales, Anacardiaceae. The coding region runs from base 436 to 3231 and encodes 931 amino acids. The transcript has 4 exons. The record is from RefSeq and is a predicted model, not a curated record.
ACUGACACGGCAUGGCGGGUUCCACGAGCCCUCUUUUCUUGCUGCAGUUUUGGAAACCCUCCCUGUUUCACUUCUUUCCUUCUUCUUCUUCUUCUCUUUCUUCUCUCUCAUUAAUUAAUUUCUUUUCAUGGCAGCUCCCAACGCUUUUCAAAUCUCCAGGUAAAACAAAAACUAAAAUAACAAUAAAAGUAAAAAAUCUGUUCAUCAUGUCUCAGUUUCAAUUUUCAAUUGCACAUGGACGGUUGUUUCUCUCUUUCAUCGGGGAGAAAUUGAAAUUAGCCUUUGAUCUGGUGUUAUUUACUGACUUGCCAUUCGCAAUGCUCUACGAACAACACCAGGCACCAUGAGUAGUGUCGCUCUUCUUUGGCUCAUCAUCAUCACUCUUUUGUCACGUGAAUUGUUUAUGCAAAUUCCUUCGUCUUGUUUUUCUUCGAUAUGGGGUGUGGAGGAUCCAAAAUCGACGACUUACCGCUCGUGACGCUCUGCCGAGAACGGAAGGAGUUUCUCAAACAGGCGUCCGAACAGCGCUACGCGUUGGCAGCCGCACACUUGUCGUAUUUCUAUUCGUUGAAGGAUGUUGGUGAGGCGUUUCGAAAAUUCGUGGAGGAAGAGCUCGUGAUCGGAGGUUCUGGAUCUUCGCCCGACUCUCCGGUUCUCACCUUGCCGUCCGACGAAGGUAAAUCCUCGUUUAAGCAAAGAAAAAUUCGGAACUCGUCUUCGGCCACGUCGAUUUCCCAUUCUCCUGAUGAUAAAUUGAAAGAGGAGGAAAUAAGAGAAGAUUCACAUUUGCGUUUGUCUUCCGGGUCGGAUUUUGACAUGGACUCGGAGUCAGGUCAUAUCCAUAGAGAGGAUAGCGACGAAGAUGAAGAUGGACAUGAACACGCACACCACCAUGAACAAGAUGAGCCAUCUUCCUUAUCGUACAAUGGUUUUAAUUAUCCAUAUAAUUAUGCGCGACAAAACUUUAGUAACCCUCCAAAUCAACAAGAGUUUUCUUACCCUCCAAAUCGACAAGAGUUUGCUUAUCCUCCAAACCAACAACACUUUGCAUAUCCUCCUAACCUGCAGAACUCAGCAUACCCUCCGAAUCAACAAGACUGGUCAUAUCCUCCAAACCGGAACUACAACAGCUAUUAUAUGAAAAAAUCCGCUACACCGGCGAAGUCAGUUGUUUACGAGGAGCCCGAACGACAGUAUGCUGGGUCCGGUUAUGGAUACGGCUAUAGUGGGCCGGGUUAUCCGCCUAUGUAUCAGAAUGGUGGGUUUUUCGGGGGUUCAUUAUCCGCGUAUGAUCAGCGGAAGAGUCCAACACCCAAGCCGCAGCCACCUCCCUCGCCGCCGAGGGUUUCCACGUGGGAUUAUUUGAAUGUAUUCGACACUUAUGACGGUAGUGCUAACAUUUAUGGUAUGUAUCCUGGUUCAUAUAGAUACGGGUACGGGUCGAAUGCUAGUAGUCCGGAUUCGACGGUGGUGAGGGAGAGAGAGGGUAUUCCACCUUUGGAAGAUGAGACAGAGCCAGAAGUUUAUAAAAAUGAAAAAAAGAAAAAUAAAAUAAAUGAAGAAAUGAAUGCAAACGUGAAAAGUGGUAGUAAUAAUAAAAAGAAUGUGAACUUUGGUGAGGGAACUUCUAGGUCAGUGCCAAUGCGAAACACUAGUAGUGAGUCACCAAAAAUUGAGAAAACAGAGCGUAAUGACAUUAAGGGCAGUAGUGUUAGUAGUGCAGAAAGUAUUGUGGCAAAGAGUUUUGAAGAGGACACUGUAAGAAAAAAGGGAGUGAGUUUUGAGGUUGAGGACUCAUCAAUUACUCCUGUUGAAAUUGAAUCUUCCAAGUCUAGUAGUUUAACUACAUGGUCAGUUCAUGGAACAAGGGACCUUCAGGAGGUGGUAAAGGAGAUCAGGGAUGAGUUUGAGAUUGCUUCUAGUUUUGGGAAAGAGGUUGCCAUGUUGCUUGAGGUCGGAAAGUUGCCUUAUCAGCAUAGAACCACUCCACUACUUAAAGUUAUCUUUUCCAGGAUCAUAUACCUGGUUGCUCCAUCCAUGUUAUCUUCACAUCCUCCACAUAGGCGGCCGGCAUGGUUAAGUUCACGAACAAUGAAGAUGGCGAAAGCCUACUGUGGGGAUCCUGGGAAAGACUUUGAUAUGAACUCUGCAAACCUUUCAUUGACUAUGGAGAAACUUUAUGCCUGGGAGAAGAAAUUAUACAAAGAAGUUAAGGAUGAAGAAAAGUUAAGAGUUAGAUAUGAAAAGCAGUGCAAGAGACUGAGAAUGUUAGAUGACCGAGGAGCAGAGUCCGGCAAGAUUGAUGCUACACAGGCUUCAAUUAGAAAGCUGCUGACCAAAAUAAACGUUUGUAUCAGAGCAGUUGAUUCUAUAUCAAGCAGGAUACAUAAGUUAAGGGAUGAAGAAUUGCAGCCACAACUCACUGAACUAAUUCAUGGAUUGAUAAGAAUGUGGAGAUCCAUGCUAAAAUGCCACCAGAAACAGUUCCAAGCUAUCAUGGAAAGCAAAGUUCGUUCUCUUAAAGCAAACACAGGUUUCCAAAGAGAUUCUGGUAUAAAAGCUACACUUGAUCUUGAGAUGGAGCUUAUCAAUUGGUGUUCCAGAUUUAAUACUUGGGUUAAUACACAAAAAUCCUAUGUUGAGUCCUUAAAUGGAUGGCUUUUAAGGUGCCUUCUUUAUGAACCUGAAGAAACCCCUGAUGGACAAGUUCCUUUCUCUCCCAGCCGGAUUGGAGCUCCUUCAAUAUUUGUAAUUUGCAAUGAUUGGUACCAAGCAAUGGAUAGGAUUUCUGAAAAGGAAGUGACUGGUGCUAUGAGUGGAUUUGCUUCAACCUUGCAUCAGUUAUGGGAAAGGCAAGAUGAGGAGCAACGACGAAGGAUAAGAGCAGAAUAUAUCUCUAAGGAUUUUGAUAAACAGCUCAAGACUUUACGCAUGGAGAGGGAAAAAAUAGAGCAUGACCGAGAUGCAUUGUCUGACAAAACAGCGGUGUCCAAGGUCUCUGGAAGUGGAGUUUCACCUCUUGAUGAUCUGAAGGUUGAUUUGGAUUCAAUGAAAAUGAAAUUGGAAGAAGAGAGAGCCGGGCAUAAGGAAGCAAUUAAACUAGUUCACAAUGCAGCUUCAAGCAGUUUGCAGGCUGGUUUUGUCCCCAUUUUUGAGGCACUGAACAAGUUCACUGCAGAAGUAGUGAAAGUUCAUGAGGAAGUCAGGCUUGACCAUACCGGAGAUUUAUAGGGAUGCAUAACGAAACAUUUUGGCUUCAAUCUGACCAAGCCAGCCUUUUAGGGAAGAAGCCCUGCCUGAAUAUGUACAGUUGCUGUGAGAUCACUUAUGUAUAAUGUUAGAUCGACAAAGGAAAAAUCAAACGGAUCUAUACACAGUGAAUAUUAGGCAUUACAAGAAGUGAUUAAUUGAAGAUGAAGAAAGCGGGGUUGUGGAACCAUUCAAAGAAUGUAGAAUUGCAGAUUUGCCAGAGAGAAGUUCUUGCAGUGGUUCCAUCGGCAGGGAGCUCAAAGUUGAAACUGCUUGUUUCAAAAAUUUUGGUAAUGUUGUAUCCCCUUUACUUACAUAGGUAGAAAUUUUGUACAGAAAUUCAUUCAUUUAUUGAUUGGUAGUGGGUUGAUGUAUGAACUGUCGCUGGAAUUUUUGGAGGAUAGUAGUCAGGAGUAGAUUUUUGGUGUUGAAACUACGAAAUUUUGAUUAAUCAAUCUGAUAAUGAAUGAAAAUCUUUCUGUCU